Nomascus leucogenys (northern white-cheeked gibbon) is the source of this 2186-nucleotide messenger RNA. The record is from RefSeq and is a predicted model, not a curated record. NCBI's taxonomy places the organism in Eukaryota, Metazoa, Chordata, Mammalia, Primates, Hylobatidae.
AGUUAAUAGAGUAGAUACAACCUUGCCGAAGAUGAAGAAUAUACAAUAUUGAGGAGAUUUUUUUCUUUUUUCUUUCAAGUCUUGAUUUGUGGCUUGCCUCAAGUUACCACUUUUCAGUCAAGUCUGUUUGCUUCUUCAGAAAUGUUUUUUACAAUCUCAAGAAAAAAUAUGUCCCAGAAAUUGAGUUUACUGUUGCUUGUAUUUGGACUCAUUUGGGGAUUGAUGUUACUGCACUAUACUUUUCAACAACCAAGACAUCAAAGCAGUGUCAAGUUACGUGAGCAAAUACUAGACUUAAGCAAAAGAUAUGUUAAAGCUCUAGCAGAGGAAAAUAAGAACACAGUGGAUGUCGAGAAUGGUGCUUCUAUGGCAGGAUAUGCGGAUCUGAAAAGAACAAUUGCUGUCCUUCUGGAUGACAUUUUGCAACGAUUGGUGAAGCUGGAGAACAAAGUUGACUAUAUUGUUGUGAAUGGCUCAGCAACCAACACCACCAAUGGUACUAGUGGGAAUUUGGUGCCAGUAACCACAAAUAAAAGAACGAAUGUCUCAGGCAGUAUCAGAUAGCAGUUGAAAAUCACCUUGUGCUGCUCCAUCCACUGUGGAUUAUAUCCUAUGGCAGAAAAGCUUUAUAAUCGCUGGCUUAGGACAGAGCAAUACUUUACAAUGAAAGCUCUACACAUUUUCAAGGAGUAUGCUGGAUUCAUGGAACUCUAAUUCUGUACAUAAAAAUUUUAAAGUUAUUUGUUUGCUUUCAGGCAAGUCUGUUCAAUGCUGUACUAUGUCCUUAACGGGAAUUCAGUAAUUUGGUUGAUGUGGUAAGCAGGUAGGUGAGUUUCGUAUAAAUCUUUUGUGUUUGAGAUCAAGCUGAAAUGAAAACACUGAGAAACAUGGAUUCAUUUCUAUAACAUAUUUAUUUAAGUAUAUAACAUGUUUUUUGGACAAGUGAAGAAUGUUUAAUCAUUCUGUCAUUUGUUCUCAAUAGAUGUAACUGUUAGACUAAGGCUAUUUGAAAAAAUGUGCUUAUUUCUAGUACUAUAUUUUGUUAUUCCAAUUAUGAGCAGAGAAAGGAAAUAUAAUGUUGAAAAUAAUGUUUUGAAAUCAUGACCCAAAGAAUGUAUUGAUUUGCACUAUCCUUCAGAAUAACUGAAGGUUAAUUAUUGUAUAUUUUUAAAAAUUACACUUAUAAGAGUAUAAUCUUGAAAUGGGUAGCAGCCACUGUCCAUUACCUAUCGUAAACAUUGGGGCAAUUUAAUAACAGCAUUAAAAUGGUUGUAAACUAAUCUCAUACUUAAAUUUUUCUCAUAUUCUGAAGAAUAAAAGAUAUUUUUAUGAUGAGAGUAAUAAUAACUAAAGUAUUCAUGAUUUUUCACAUACAUGAAUGUUCAUUUAAAAGUUUAACCCUUUGAGUGUCUUUGCUAUCAGGAAAGUACAUUAUUUCCAUAUUUGGGUUAAUUUUGCUUUUAUUAUAUUGGUCCAAGAGGAAGGGACUUGGGAGACUGGAACUCUUGACUUAACCAGAUGUAUAUAGUAAAGGUACUUUUGUGCUGCAUUAAAUUGCUUGGAAAAUGUUAACAUUAUAUUAUAUAAGAGUAUCCUUUAUGAAAUUUUGAAUUUGUAUAACAGAUACAUUAGAUACUCAUUUUAUAUAAUGGCCACUUAAAAUGAUUAAGAACAUUUAAAAUAUAAACUAUGAAGAUUGACUAUCUUUUCAGGAAAAAGGCUGUAUAUAGCACAGGGAACCCUAAUCUUGGGUAAUUCUAGUAUAAAACAAAUUAUACUUUUAUUUAAAUUUCUCUUGUAGCAAAUCUAAUUGCCACAUGGUGCCCUAUAUUUCAUAGUAUUUAUUCUCUAUGAUAACUGCUUAAGUGCAGCUAGCUUCUAGAUUUAGACUAUAUAGAAUUUAGUUUAGAUAUUGUAUUGUUCAUCAUUACAAUAUGCUACCACAUGUAGUAGCAAUAAUUAUAAUAUUUUAUUAAAAUAAAUAUGUGAAAUAUUGUUUCAUGAAAGACAGAUUUCCAAAUCUCUGUUCUCUUCUCUGUACUCUCUGCCUUUAUGUGAAGAAAUUAAUUAUAUACCAUUGCCAGGUAGAAGUUCGGAAUAAUUGUUUAGUCUCUUCUAUUAGAUGUGGACAUUUUUGUUUUUGUUUUUUUUUUCAGGGAUGAAAUAAAAUAUAUUAUUUCUACCUA